This is a messenger RNA of Crotalus tigris (Tiger rattlesnake), 1803 nucleotides long. It is a transcript of the gene NDUFB3, whose product is annotated as NADH:ubiquinone oxidoreductase subunit B3. NCBI's taxonomy places the organism in Eukaryota, Metazoa, Chordata, Lepidosauria, Squamata, Viperidae. The coding region runs from base 156 to 428 and encodes 90 amino acids. The transcript has 3 exons. Gene Ontology annotation, biological process: mitochondrial respiratory chain complex I assembly; electron transport chain. The record is from RefSeq and is a predicted model, not a curated record. Gene Ontology annotation, cellular component: mitochondrion.
GGGCGGAGUCAGUAAAAGGCGGAAAGAACUUUCCUACGGAACCCCCUUAAGUGGAUUCGUUUUUCCGGGUAGAUUAGCGGCGUCGAACCGUACCAGUUUCCGUUUCCGCUUUGAUUUCUUGACAUUGCGAAGAAGGCUCGCUGAAUACGAGGAUUAUGGGCCAUGGUAAUGGUGAGCUUCCUGAUUACAGGCAAUGGAAAAUAGAAGGCACCCCCUUGCAAAAUGUCCAGGAAAGGUUGGCUAAACUUGGUCUCAAGGAUCCAUGGCUUCGCAAUGAAGCAUGGAGAUUCUCAGGUGGCUUUGCAAAACCAGCCACUUUCCUGGAUGCAAUGACCAAAGGAUUCAAAUGGGGGUUUGCCGCCUUUGUCGUGGCACUUGCAGUUGAAUAUACCUUUUUCCCUCCAGAAAAGAAUAAGGGACAUCACUGAAGAUUUGUUUGUGUCUUCUAACUUGGAGUCCGUUGUAUAGUCUGACUUCUCAUGGAAUGGAGCACAUUAAAGCUCCUCAAAGAAGAAUGUAUGUGCAGUCUCUCUUUCCACUACAAUUAUGAAAAAAAAUGUAGAUAUAUAUCAAAACAGUCCAUUAUUACUAAACAAAAUGGAAGGGCUGCCAUUUGCUUAUUUUUGUCCAAAUAUCUUUCUGUUCUGUUAGGACAGCUAGGAGAACACCUAUAAGCCUAAGUUAAACAUGAUUUCCAAGCACUAUGCCUCUCAUCCCUUUUUCCAAAUGGACAUGGUAACUAUUAUUAAGAUUUGCAUUUGUGUCAUAUCUUUUUUUUCUCCGCAUAUUUAGAGUGAAAUAUAUGGAUGUGGCUAAAUCCAUCUUCUUUCAGUUUUAUCCCAUAAAUACCACUAUAAAGUAAGUUAGAUUGAGAGAGGGCCUUUUAAUCCAAACCAGAAGUAUGAUUUAAAUGCCGACAUGCUAAUUCACAAAUCCAGCACAAUAAAAAUCUACUUGUAGCUAAGCAACCUCUAUAGAUAUGGGCCAGGUAGCUGGAAUACAGUCAGGAUGGAUCCAAUUGAUUGGUUUGAAAAGAAUGAAAAUUCUCACAGUGAGCCUCUCAGGGUUAGGUUUUAGCUCCCUCCCUCCAGCAUCUUGACUGCAAAGGAUGAAUCCCUGCUUUGCAUCAAAGUUCAAGUGGGCAUUGCCGUAUCAUAACAUCCUUCCAAACCUACAUGUGUUCCAGUUGACAUCCAUCAUCACUCUCUGUCUCUUGGAAACCAACAGCCUGAUUUGGCAUUGAAGGAGUAAAGAGAAUGUUUAGGAGCAACAGAGCCAACUGCUGUCUUCAUAUUCAACAAUUUAGUUGGACAUGGACAAAUUUACCAACCAAUGAUGUGAGAUAAUUGCCUGUUAAGAACCAUGGUCACCUUCAGAAACAAUUCUGUCAACACCAUCAAUGCCAUAGGUUAUCAAAUAGGCUUAGGUUUUUGGUAAGUCCAAAAUAAUAUACUAAUACCUCUUUUAAAUAAUAGGCAACAGUUAUGGAAUUCAAGGUAAUCAAACACUGCCUUGAUAUUCAGUAGUUACAUGUAAUGUUCCCAGUGGCAGAGAUAAAACAGUUCAAAGUACAGGGGAAGCAAUGGAUUGAAUGAUAUAACUAUGGAAAGAGCAGAAAAAGAGAACUAAAAAAAUCAAAUUCAAAUCUGCCAUAGCAAAGGACAAGCGUUCGGUCUUACUACUACAGAGGAAUUGCAAUUAAGAAGAAAUGUAACGUGCAUAUUCUCAGAUAUGUUGGAUGGAGCACUUAAACAACUUGUAAGAUUCAGCUUAUUUUUGAAAAAUAAAAUAAUGUGGCUCAGA